AUGGCUGAUCUAGCAGCAAAAAUCAAACAGGACGCAAAUGAGCUCUUCAAGAGGCGGGCAUUCACAGAUGCCGCGAAUAUGUAUGCCAGGGCAGAACAACUGGCGCCCAACGACCCCGUAUAUCCAUCGAAUCUAAGUGCGGCGCUAUUCGAGGCAGGCGAUUACGCUGCUGCGUUCGAUGCAAUUGCGCGUUCAUGGAGCGCGCUAUCCAUUGCGAACGGUCCAGACAUAUCUUUGGCGCUACGCCUUUCGGCACGUCUUGCCCGGACGAUCUCGAACGGCGUGAUGUCAGGAUCACUAUCUUUUCUGCAGAUAAUGGGCAAGGACGAAGUGGUCACAGGCCUACGCGGCACAGCCGAAGCGUAUACUACACACGCCAGCGCACCCGACGCCCUGCGCGCUUGGGAAGAGUGCGAUGUUAUCCGUGGAUCGCUAGCCGGGAUCCAAGACGAAGACAAGGAACGCUCGCGAAGGGCAUUCGCGCGCCUUCCGGUCCUAAAGCAGUUCUACGACGGUGCAACUCCCGAGUACUAUCUUGUUGGACAUGAUCAUCUGCUCUCCAUUUUAGACGACUAUGGCCCAGACCACCCUUGUCCGCUGGACCUCAAGGCGUGCCAUGCUGAUGUGCUUUCCAACCUGUCGUUUUUCUUCGGCGGCGUGGGCGAUGCUCGACAUGUCUAUUCCUCUAUUAUUGGGCUUGGACGCGGAAUCUCCAGUUUGUCUGACGAGCAACGCAACGCUACGAAGGUUCACCUCGCUCUAUCGGACAUUCACCCCGCUAUGCUGUGUCGUGACUUGGUCAUCCUCAUGUUGCUCGACCUACUCCGCGCCCAACCGAAUAAGCCCGACGAGCUCUCUAUCAAAGCAGCCAUCCACUAUACUUUCAGCUUCAACGUUAUACCGAAGAUAUACAUGAAAUGGGUGGAUAACACUAUUGGACGACUACGGCAUACACUGUCAUCCACACCAUCUGCUCUACCACCGUGGUUGCACGUCUCAACAGAGGCUGCGACGGCACUGGUCAAGAUAUUGGACACGUGGAGCCCACUGGAAGCCGGCCAGACAGCGGAGAACAUCAUGACCGUGGCACGCCACCAACCCUCAAUGUCCGAGCGUCAUGCUUCACAACCGUCCAAGGAAGGGCUUGCACGCACGAAGCAGAUGAUCUUUUUUGCAUGUGCAUCGCGGCUGGAGAACUACGGGGCGAGCAUGCACUCGGCUUACGACCGCGCUGGCCCGGAUGCCACCCGAGAACAAAUUGUUGAAGAUAUGUGGUACUAUGCCACGGAGACGCUGGUACCUCCGAAGAAUCUCCGAGACAAUCUCUCCGCGACCUCGGAGCUCUGGCAUUACCUUGAUUCCCCGCGACCAGGGAGGCUCACUCGCGAGGAAGCCAUCCGCAUGAUAGCGGCUUCCUUCUCCGAGACGUAUGAUCACUAUGGGGCCAACCCCACUUUCUUCGAUCCCAUCUCUACCCGGAACAAUCGCUUGAGCUUCGGUGGUUGGACCAAUAUCGAGGGUAAAGACUACUUGCGGGAUGUUGUACGCUACCUUGAGGUCUUCAAUCGGCGGUUCAGACUUCCACCAAGCCCAGUCUGCACGGAUGGCCCCGCUUCAGCCGCGUUUGGCGUGUCUUCGACGUUUUUCGAGGCGGUUGUUACGGCCUGGCAAGUGAUAGCUGUCAUGCGAAGCUCUGGAUCAGCCCGUGCAACAUGUUUGCCGACCAAGUUCACACGGAUGUGGCUCAGUAAUGUCCCUGAUUACACACAUGGCUUGAUGAGCCAGAUCGUUUUUGCUCUGCCCAGCCUACAAACACAUCGCAAAGCGGAGAUUGGGAGCAACUGUCUAUUGCACACACUCUCGUUUCAGGGACAAGCAGCAGACUAUUGUCAUACGUACACUCUUCUGCUUCCACAAGACGUAACCCGCUAUUUGAACUGUCGCAUAGACGAGUUGGACGCCCAGAGUAGAGAGCGCAUUGGGUGGCAGAGUGACGAUCGCAUCCUCAAGGCGUUGCCGCUGCGCGAGGAUGUGACUCGUUGGCUCACCCGUGUCCUUGUGAACAUUCUCUGGCCUGGGGACCUCACCAUCCCCGACCGCAUCUACGGAUCGAAUGGGGUCCGUCAAGCACUGAACCUCAAUGCCUUCGUCGCGCUGCUGUUCCAUCUACGGGAACUUGGAUAUCCCGCUCACUGGCUCUCCGACUAUACGAACAGCCUACUUUCGAAUCAGUUGACAUCGACUGUCGAGCUUUAUGCAGGACCCCUACCAAUCCCUGCCGCGUAUUCUACGAGACGCAUAGCAAACCGCCAGCUCUGGAUGUCGCCUUGGGUGACCGAGCUGAAGACAACCCUGUCACUGGCUGCUCCGAUCAUCCCCUUCCCUGUGCGCGACAUUCGUCACGACGCCGUUGCGAUCUUCGAGGCAGACCCUCAAAUCGAUUAUCCUAUGCGCCAUGGCUUAUACAGCGCUGGGAGACAGUCUACGGCGCCGAACAUCCAUCUCAUGAUUCUACACCCUACCAUCUUCGCCCAGCAUGGUCGACUGAUUCGCGACAUACGUUGGAUUCUCGAUGGCUCCGGUAGCCGCCCGGAGUCGGAUCAAUUGGCCAUCAUCACCUCGCCGGAGGUCGUAAGCGCGACAGAUAGCCUCAUACGUUGGCGGCUGCGCGUGCUGGACUACGAGAGGAUGAAGAAUGAGGAGUGGACGCUAGUGAUGUAUCGUUUCGACACAAACUCUCCGGUAGGAAAGGCGAUGCCUUCUACAUCGUGGAAGAAAUAUGAAGAGUCAAGUACAAGCGGGUAG
This is a messenger RNA of Peniophora sp. CBMAI 1063, 2805 nucleotides long. The record is from the annotation of a GenBank genome assembly. Lineage: Eukaryota; Fungi; Basidiomycota; Agaricomycetes; Russulales; Peniophoraceae.